CCUCCUUGCCGUCAGCAGUUGCAGUCAAGCAGCGGUCGACGGUGCUGAAAUAGUCCCGCUUGUGGUCUUCGACAUUCGAUUUGGGGAAAAAAGUGUGAAUAUUCGGUGCCAUCAUACUUCGAUCCAGUUAAAGUAAACGAGACAACAACAGUCAAGUGGAUGCCAAAUACUGGGACACGUCAGUAGUGCUUCAUUCAGUUGGAAUCUAAAAGGAGGAAUCCAGAAAGGCCAACCCCAAAACCGAAAGCAUCAUGGCGUUCGCCGGUCUCAAGAAACAGAUCAAUAAAGCCAACCAAUAUGUCACGGAGAAGAUGGGUGCCGCAGAAGGCACCAAAAUGGACGAUGACUUCGUCGAAAUGGAGAGGAAAACUGAUGUUACUUAUGAACUAGUGGAGGAACUCCAAAUGAAGACGAAAGAGUUUUUGCAGCCCAAUCCUACUGCCCGGGCUAAGAUGGCCGCAGUCAAAGCAGGAAUAAGCAAACUAAGUGGUCAAGCCAAAGCUGCCACCUACCCACAGCCGGAGGGAACCCUAGGGGAGACCAUGUCGGCAUAUGGACGCAAACUGGGCGAAGAAUCCGUUUUCGGCGCUGCACUCAUUGAAUCUGGUGAAACAAUGAAGCAGUUGGCCGACGUCAAAUACGCUCUGGAUGAUAACGUCAAGCAAAACUUCCUGGAACCACUGCACCAUUUGCAAAGCAAAGACUUGAAAGAAGUUUUGCAUCAUCGCAAGAAGCUGCAUGGACGACGCUUGGACUUUGAUUGUAAAAAACGCAAGCAGACUAAAGGAGGUACGGGCGGUAACCUGCAAUCCAGCAGUCCUUAUGGGAGCCCUGCACGUUCUCCCUCACCCUAUCGGGGCACUGGCUCGUCAGUGACCGAGGAUGAAAUUCGCCAAGCAGAAGAAAAAUUUGCCGAGUCUCUUCAUCUGGCCCAAAUGGGAAUGCAUAACAUUCUAGAUAAUGACGUCGAGCAAAUUGCGCAGUUGGCUUUCUUUGCCGAAGGACUACUCGAGUAUCACAAACAGUGUACGGAUAUUUUGAAAGUGCUAACGGAAACACUUCACGACAAACGGAACGAAGCGGCAAGCAAGCCUCGCAAGGAAUUUAUCCCCAAAACGUUGGCUGAUUUGCCUAUGUCGAUGGGCGGAGAAAUGAUGUCAUCAACUGGCCGUACUACACCAUCAAGUCUUACGGAUGGAUUGAAUGGCAUCAAUAAUGCCAAAACACCUAGCGCAGUGUCUCCCAGCUCUGCCCCUGGUUGGGAUCCGUUUGGUCAGAAUGCGUCCGCCGCACAAGGGCGUCCGAACUCUAGGCCACAACCUAGCGCUACGGCUGUUUACGAUUUUGAUCCUGAAAACCCUGGUGAACUGGGUUUCAAGGAAGGAGACUGUAUCACUCUCACGAGUCGUAUUGAUGAGAACUGGUUCGAAGGCAGCGUCAAUGGUAAGACGGGAUUCUUCCCAGUCAAUUACGUGCAGGUGACGGUGCCGCUGCCCUAAUUAUAUAAAGAAAGGGAAAUAAGUAAAAUAAAAACUGUGAGCGAUGGAUGGUGAAGGAUACAGAAUGCUGAGCCGAUUAUGCCGAAAGUGAGAUUUACGGUUUUCUUGGGUAGGAUUUCUGCUAAUAUUCACUACUUCUGUUGAAGAAUACCAAACAUUAAAAAAAGAAAAAACACACAAAAAAAGAAGAAAAACACUUAGCAUCCGGGUUGUAUUAAAUAUUUGGUUUGCUCUUUUGUUAUGAAGAUCAGAAGUUGUGUUCUUGCUUCAUUAAAUUUAGCAUCCGGGAUCGUAUCAAUUUUACAUCACGUGUUAAAUAAAAAAUUACAAAUUUCUGAGUGUUAUUCGGGUUCGGAAUGUUGGCUUAUCCGAUUUCUGAUUUCUGACUAAAUGUUUUACUCUCUGUCUUCUCUCCCCGUCUUUAUGUUUCUCUUCUUUUCCUAUCCUCCUGCUCUGGGAAUAUAUACUUCUAACCAGUU
Messenger RNA from Daphnia pulicaria, 1978 nucleotides. It is a transcript of the gene EndoA, whose product is annotated as endophilin-A-like. The transcript has 15 exons. Gene Ontology annotation, cellular component: presynapse; glutamatergic synapse; cytoplasm. NCBI's taxonomy places the organism in Eukaryota, Metazoa, Arthropoda, Branchiopoda, Diplostraca, Daphniidae. The record is from RefSeq and is a predicted model, not a curated record. The coding region runs from base 252 to 1499 and encodes 415 amino acids. Gene Ontology annotation, biological process: synaptic vesicle uncoating. Gene Ontology annotation, molecular function: protein binding.